AUGUCGAAAAAGAAGCUAGACCCGUUCGAAUUCCCUAAGAAAUUCAAAGAUCUACCAAACACGCUCAGUUCGUUCUAUAUUCCUGAACCAGAAGUAAUCCUUCAAGAUCAAAUAAUCACCAUCAACAAUUUUUUCAAACCAGAGUUGUGUCAAGACUUGAUCAAAUCAUUUGAAACCAAAUUGAAAUUGGAAACUACCCCACUUAUCAAAAGCAAAGACUAUGCAGCAAGAUAUAACGAUAGAGCACUAGUUAAUGAUCUAAAAUCAGCCGAUACUUUAUGGCAAUAUAUGAAACAAAUCCUCGCUUCAAAUCCAUACGAUGAUCCUCAACUCAAACAAGUUGUCAAGAUUUUCAGUACAGCAAUAGGAUUAAACCCGCAAUUGCGAAUAUAUCGAUACACCCAAGGUCAUCAUUUUGGUGCGCAUUAUGACGAUUCAGUGGUAUGUACUGUUCCUCCUGAAGGUAAGAUCAAGGGCAAGACCGAUUGGACUUUGCUUAUUUAUUUGACUGGAGACGAUGAAUUCAAAGGAGGCGGAACAAUUUUUUAUCCUGAUUAUGGGAGUGAAGCUCUAAAUAUACAUCCAAGUAAAGGUAUGGCUUUGUUGCACAAGCAUGGCGAUGCAUGCUUGCGACAUGAAGCGGAAUUGGUGAAAAAGGGUGUAAAAUGGGUUUUGCGGAGUGAUGUCAUAUUUCCAAAGUGA
This is a messenger RNA of Lodderomyces margitis, 702 nucleotides long. RefSeq lists its product as uncharacterized. The coding region runs from base 1 to 702 and encodes 233 amino acids. The transcript has a single exon. Lineage: Eukaryota; Fungi; Ascomycota; Pichiomycetes; Serinales; Debaryomycetaceae. Gene Ontology annotation, cellular component: endoplasmic reticulum. The record is from RefSeq and is a predicted model, not a curated record. Gene Ontology annotation, biological process: peptidyl-proline hydroxylation to 4-hydroxy-L-proline. Gene Ontology annotation, molecular function: procollagen-proline 4-dioxygenase activity; L-ascorbic acid binding; iron ion binding.